AUGGUGGCCUCCCAUGUCUCCGAUGCUCCCCAACCGCGUGAGGCUGCCGUCAUCCUAACCGAUGCGCAGGAAGCCGCGGUCGAGGAGAAGCAGAUGACCCUGCGCGAGGGUCUGCGUGUCUGCCCCAAGGCCAUCUUCUGGAGCCUUGCCAUGUCGACGUGCAUCGUCAUGGAAGGCUACGAUACUUUUCUGCUCGGCAACCUGUACGGCCAGCCAGCGUUCCGCAAGCAGUUUGGCGUCCUCAUCUCAGCGGCCACAGAUACGUACGAGAUCCCUGCCCAGUGGCAGGCUGGGCUAGGUAACGGCUCGUCUUGCGGCCAGCUUAUUGGUCUUCUGCUCGGCGGUUACUGCAGCGAGCGGUUUGGUUUCCACCGCACGGCAAUCGGUAGUCUGGCAGUCAUCACGUGCCUGAUUUUCAUGCAGUUCUUCGCACCAAGCCUGCCAGUACUUCUUGCGGGCAUUGUCCUCUUUGGCAUUCCACUCGGUAUGCUGCAGACGACUCCAAUCAUUUACGCCCAAGAGGUGGCUCCCGCUGUGCUUCGACCAUACUUGACAACCUACGUCAAUAUGUUCUGGGCCAUUGGCAAGCUGGUCGGCUCAGGUGUCCUUCGCGGUACUCUUGCCAUACAAGGCGAUCUCUCCUGGCGCAUUACUUUUGCAAUCCAAUGGCUCUGGCCUGCAAUUCUCAUCCCACUUCUAUGUUUUGCUCCCGAGUCACCAUGGUGGCUCGUCCGCAAGGGCCGCCUAGCUGACGCACGCGGCGUGCUCGAGCGGCUCACGACCAACACGAGCAGGGAUGAUGCAUCCGGUCAGAGCACCCACAAGGCUGUGGCCUUCAACCUGGACAAACAGGUAGCCCUCAUGCUCGCCACGACCGAGCACGAGCGCGCAGUCCUCGCCCAGACAUCCUACGCAGCGUGCUUCAAGGGCGCCAACCUGCGCCGCACACUCAUUGUGAUUGGCAUCUACUGCGUGCAGGUCCUCAGCGGCAACAAUCUGCGCUCCAACUCGACAUAUUUCCUCCAGCAGGCUGGUCUCCCGACAUCCAUGUCGUUCAACAUGACCAUUGUCAACAAUGCGCUUGCUCUCACUGGAGGUCUCUGCACUUGGAUAUUAAUCCCCAUCUGGGGCCGCCGCCCGAUCUACCUCUACUCACUCGUCAUGAUCCCCCCCCCGACAAACACCAACAUGUCUUACUCAUGGGCCAUCGGCGCGCUCCUGAUCGCCUCGAGCUUCCUGUACAACUGCUCCAUGGGCACGCUGACCAACACGCUGUGCACCGAGAUCCCGUCGACGCUGCUGCGCUCCAAGUCGGUCGUGCUGGCCCGGUGGUGCUACUCGGUCAUGGCCAUCGCGGGGGGGUCCCUCACGCCGUACCAGCUCAACAAGUCGGCGUGGAACUGGGGCGCCAAGACGGGCUUCUUCUGGGCCGGCGGGUGCCUGCUCGGGGCAGUGUUUGCGUUCUUCUUUGUCCCCGAGACCAAAGGCCGGCCGGCCGCGGAGAUUGAUGUGCUGUUUGAGAACAAUGUGUCUCCUAGGCGGUUCUCUGAGACGCCGGUGCGGAUCGCGGAGGCGCUGGACGAGGGGGAUAUCGUCAAGGCGGUGUGAGCCCGUCUACAGAGUUGGGCAACGGGACAUCGUCUUUUGUCUGAGAAGAAUUGGAGGGCAGGGAGGACGGGAAUGGGGGAAGCCAUGGGAGCUUGCAAUGCCCGGUGCCUCGACAUGUCGUUACAUUACCUUUGACACUCGACAAGAUUUUCACACUUGCUCAAAGUAUAGACCGGGGGGUAGGGGUACGAUUGGAAUCGUCCCGACUCUGUACUAUUCUCGUCAAAACAUAGACCAGCAGAUGAACGCCACAAGACCUCUCGGAGACAUAUCAGCUCAAGUCACGGCGUGCUGACAAACUACCCUAAGCCACUUACGGCAACUCGUAAAAGAGCUGAAAACAUGCACAUUGAUCAAUGCCUCCCCCCACGUGGCGAUCCUCCACAGAAUGGUAAGCUCACUGUCGCUGGCAAGCGGGUGCUGCAUCCCACGUCAUCUUUGAACCUCCCCC
This is a messenger RNA of Microdochium trichocladiopsis, 2059 nucleotides long. RefSeq names its product general substrate transporter. Gene Ontology annotation, molecular function: carbohydrate:proton symporter activity. Gene Ontology annotation, cellular component: membrane. The coding region runs from base 1 to 1608 and encodes 535 amino acids. Lineage: Eukaryota; Fungi; Ascomycota; Sordariomycetes; Xylariales; Microdochiaceae. The transcript is spliced from 6 exons. The record is from RefSeq and is a predicted model, not a curated record. Gene Ontology annotation, biological process: carbohydrate transport; transmembrane transport.